AUGCAAUUUGCAUCCUUGUUGAGUAACGAUUCACCACCAAAGAAACUAAGAUGGUUUGAAGACUGCAACCCUGCUUCCAUCUCAGGGUUGCAGCCAAAGCCUUUUCAGCCUGAGACAAGACAUGGCCUCUCUGUAGAAUCUCGCGCGCCUUUGAUACCAUUUGCUGUGUGUGGUUCGGUUCUCCUAGCAUUACCUGUCAGCCUACCCGUCAUCUCUGCCAGCUCUGUUUUGGGCUUUUCGAGCUCCCGACCUUGCAAGAAGCCGAGGCAAAGCUUGGUGAAUCGCGCAGUCGUGCAGGUACGGAAGCUGCAAAGCGAAGUCAUCGCUUGGUGCUUCGUUCGUCAUGUUCGUCGAUCCGAGAAGUCGAUCCGAACGUUUGUCACAAACCGAAGUCGAUCGCACCUUUAG
Durusdinium trenchii is the source of this 408-nucleotide messenger RNA. The record is from the annotation of a GenBank genome assembly. NCBI's taxonomy places the organism in Eukaryota, Dinophyceae, Suessiales, Symbiodiniaceae.